This is a messenger RNA of Bombina bombina (fire-bellied toad), 2936 nucleotides long. Its product is annotated as zinc finger protein OZF-like. The transcript has 7 exons. Gene Ontology annotation, molecular function: DNA-binding transcription factor activity; RNA polymerase II cis-regulatory region sequence-specific DNA binding. Lineage: Eukaryota; Metazoa; Chordata; Amphibia; Anura; Bombinatoridae. The record is from RefSeq and is a predicted model, not a curated record. The coding region runs from base 144 to 1838 and encodes 564 amino acids. Gene Ontology annotation, biological process: regulation of transcription by RNA polymerase II.
UAUUGUGGGAUUUGUAGUCCUGCAGUUUUUUUCAGUGUUACCCUAAAUUCCUGUACACUACAGGCUGGAGGCUGCAAAACAACUAUCAAACCAGUGUGGAUCAUCUUAUUCCAGCAGAACCUGAUGUGCUGCCCUUUACCAGAAUGGAUCAGGACUUGAGUUCUCCAGUGGUCGUACAGGAGAGGUUAGAGGUGAAGACCGAGAAUGACAAGACGCACACUGAGGGUCAUGUGACCACCAUCAAGCGUGAAAACGAUACAUUCACUGAUGAUGGUUUUCCAGUGGUCCCACCAGAAAGUUUAAUGGUGAAGACAGAAGAGCCAGAUACCAAAAUAAAGACUGAAAGUGUUACAUCUAUAACCAAUGGUUUUCCACAAGACGUACCAGAGAGUUUUUAUAUAAAGACAGAGUUAGAAUCGAUAGCCACAGAGGACCACUUAAUGGCAAUAAAGAUUGUUAAAGAUCCAUCCCCGGAUGAUGGUUUUCCACAAGACGUACCAGAGAGUUUUUAUAUAAAGACAGAGUUAGAAUCGAUAGCCACAGAAGACCACUUAAUGGCAAUAAAGAUUGUUAAAGAUCCAUUCCCGGAUGAUGAGAACAUCUUGAAUAUUACACACCCAUACCAGAGAACUACGCUGAUACCACAGAGCCCAAAAGUCCUAAAAGCUAAUGAUUAUUACCAAACAUUGGAUGUAUCCGAGAAGAUAUUGCAAGUUACUGUUGGAGAACAUACAGCAUGCACAAAGACCAAUACAGUUUUGCAACAAAAAGACAUUUUUCGCCUCUUAUCUCAACAAAAGAUGGCCACAGAGGACACAACUUUUAUAGUUAACGAAUAUUUAAAAAGUAUGGAACAAAGGGAAAGUCUUCAAUCUCAGCAAAAUUUUCAAACAGAGGGGAAACGAUUCACCUGUAUAGAAUGUAGAAAAAACUUUACACGAAAAUCAAGUCUUCUAAGACACCAACGGAUUCAUACAGGGGAGAAGCCUUUCUCAUGUAAAGCAUGUGGGAAAGAUUUCAGUGAAAAGAGUCACCUAAUACGUCAUGAAAGGAUCCACACAGGGGAGAAACCAUUCACUUGUACGGAAUGUGGCAAAAGUUUUCCAUGGAGGUCAGUUCUUCUAAGUCAUCAAAAUAUUCACACAGGGAUAAAAGUUUUCACCUGUAAAGAAUGUGGAAAAAGCUGUACACGCAAGUCAGAUUUCCGAAACCACCUAAGGGUUCAUACAGGAGAAAAGCCUUUCCUUUGUACAAUGUGUGGCAAAUGUUUCAAAGAUAAAAGUAGUCUCACAUGUCAUAAAAGGAUUCAUACAGGGGUGAAACCAUUCACCUGCACGGAAUGUGGCAAAGGUUUUAUAGAUAAGUCAGACCUCCUGAAACAUCAAAGAGUUCAUACAGGGGUUAGGCCAUUUAUGUGUAUGGAGUGUGGAAAAAGCUUUGCAGACAAGUCAUACCUCCGAACACACCAGAGGAUUCACACCGGGGAGAAACCGUUCACCUGCACAGAGUGUGGAAAAUGUUUCGUAGAAAGGAAUCAUCUCAAAUCUCAUAAAAUGAUACACACAGGGGAGAGACCUUUCACUUGUACAGAGUGUGGGAAAAGAUUAAAAAAGAAGUCAGAUCUCUUACAACACCAAAUGAUUCACACAGGGGAGAGGCCUUUCACAUGCACAGAAUGUGGGAAAUGUUUUACAAAAAAGAGUCAUCUUAUCAAUCAUUUAGUGACCCACAACAAGGAGAAACCAUUCGCAUGUACUGAUUGCCGGAAAACAUUUAAACAGAAAUCGUAUCUUCUAAAACACCUAAAGAUUCACCAUGGAGUACAAACUGUCAUGUGAUUGUGAAUAUUUUUGUAUGCUAAUAGAAGUGCCGUUUGUAAUUUUUCCAGAUAGGUAAAACAGUUCACAUGUUCAGAGUGUCCUAAACUAUAAAAUAAACUAACAUAGUGGGUGAGUUUAAAAUAGAUUUUAGUGCGUAAACAUCUCACAUUCUGCAAUAGAUUUUUUUACACCACCACUUGCCUGGUAAUCUCUGUUAAACCCUAUUAUGUUAGGCUUGUGAAACCUGCCAUGUGCACUUCCAGGUGUCAGAAUUGAAAAACUUCUUAAUGUGCAGACUUGAAUUACAAAAAAAGGGCCAAAAUAAAUAAUAAAAAUAUAUUUCAAAGUUAUUUUACUGCACAUAAUCACACAAUUAUAUCAAAAUCGGUAAAAGUGUUUACCGUCCUUUUAAUAGAGGUUACUUAAGUAUUGUCCGUCACCUUGUCACUACUGUACAUCCUUUAUAGUCUCAGCUGGUCAAUGCUAUAAGUGCAUAUCAAGCAGGGACAAUGCAUGUUUAAUGUUCUAUGUCGAGGUAGGCAAACUUUUGUUAGUGCUGUGUCGAAAUGUAUUUAUAUAAGGAACAAGGAAUUGAUUGUUAAGAAAUGAAUAUUUAGUUUAUCAUUAUUAUUAAUAACAAAUACAUACUAUAUAUAUAUAUAUAUAUAUAUAUAUAUAUAUAUAUAUAUAUAAUUUAUGAAGAAAAUGUAGUUUUAAAGUUGAUACAUUGAACAUACUGGUCAGAAAAAUCAGGAAAAUGUCUGCUUGUGACCUCAGACCCUUGUCAGCCCCCUUAUGACACCAGACCGCUCUGUCAGCCCAAUGCCCCCUUAUGACACCAGACCGCUCUGUCAGCCCCAUGCCCACUUAUGAGCUUAGACCAGACCCCUCUUUCAGACUCAUCUCUGCUUGUGACCUCAGAUUGUGCUGUAGACUGUCUCAUAUACUGCAGCAUUACCCAUUGUUACUUAUGUCAUUAAACAGAAGAUUAUACAUCUACAGCCUGACUAUAAAAUUCUAGCACACAUGACAAAAUAUUAUGAUAACCACACCAACAGACUUUUCUCUUUUUUAACUACUUGCCAAUGGAAUAAACAAAGAUGAUUGUAUCUAAAA